GGGGGCAGCAGCACCAGCAGUAGUGAUGGCUUCAUGUUUUCAGGAGUACAGUCUAAAGGAAAUCAAAACUUCUAAGACAUCCAGAGGCUACUAUAGAAGAGGAAAGCUCCUCUCCAUUGAUGACAUCUAUUUACAUUUAUCAGCUAAAAAGAAGAAGUUAAAAGCUGCAGGGCAAUCUAUGAAGAGCAAUAUUGAGAGCGUCAUAUUCGAUAUGUUUCUUCAUGUUCCUCUAGAAUUUCCUGUCUGUACUCUUCAGCAUGUCACCUCCCAGGAAGGUGCUAAGAAAAUUCUGGACUCACAGUCCUUCAAGGGAAGGAAACAUGAAAGACCCGAAUUUAAUGCCCUUUCCUUCUGGAGUGCAGAGGUCUCCUUGGAUAACAUUGAAACGGGCCGUCUUCAGGUUUAUAAGAAAAUGAGGAGGGUGGUGAAAGCAGAAGACAUUGAGACUUUCCAUGAAGAGAUGAUGGAACAAUUUGCUAACUCUCCAGCAUUUGAUAAAUUGGCUUCUCGUUAUGGGAACUUUAAAUUCUCUUUCCCACUGCCUGAUCUGUUAUCUAGAUACAAGACACAGCACUGUAAGGGUAGAGAAAUCCAGCUCAGGAUUUUGGGCACUGAUGUCUACAAGCAGGAGAUUGCCCAUUACAUCCUAGUGCACAGUCCUGACACCAGAGACUUUAUUGACCUCCCAAUGGUGUCCAACAAGCCAAAUAGUCAAGACGUUGUCUCUUGGAUAGAUGAGACCUUGUACUGGAGACCAGAAUCCACCUCCAAUUCAUUAGGUUUAAAGAUAUUUGGGAAUUCUUGCACAGCUAGAUGCUCUGACCUACAGAAACCACGCAGAUCCACAUCUAGACCUAGAACUUGGCGUAAAGCACGUACUUUUGGGCCAAGGUGUGUGUGGAACCAUCUGGUGUUGUGUUUCCACCUCCCCAAUGAUGGAGAACUCAAGACCCCAGUCCAGGAUCUUCUGAGUAAUCUGACCCCUUGUCAUCCACUGCAGCCCUUUUUAAAUAAUGAUCCGAUUCAGAGAAACCAAGCAAAAGAAUUGAUCCAAAGAUUUAAGAAGACUUUUAAGUCAUCUCGGGAUUACAGGACACAAGUUUCACCAAAAAGAAAAAAUUAUGAAAAAAAAAAUUUCAGAAAAUGAAGCAAAACAAGAGAAGAUGACGCAGCAGCAGGAUGCGGCCUCUUAGCCUCUGGCAGCAGAUAUGCCGUCACAUGGCGUCCUCACUGAUCACUGGAUUUAUAAAUGAUUAUUUGUAACUUUCUGGAUUUCUUAUAUCUUGUUGACGUCACAUUAACUCUUCCUUUUCUAUGGAUUUUCUAUGUUUUUGUAGAAUGUUCUGAUCAUUUAUUAAUCAUCAAUUCCUUUUCCUAAUAAACGCCGUUA
Messenger RNA from Bufo bufo (common toad), 1390 nucleotides. RefSeq lists its product as uncharacterized. The transcript is spliced from 2 exons. Lineage: Eukaryota; Metazoa; Chordata; Amphibia; Anura; Bufonidae. The record is from RefSeq and is a predicted model, not a curated record. Bases 26 to 1147 code for a protein of 373 amino acids.